UCCAAAUGGAAGGCUGUGUGUUCUCUGCUGCUUAUUGUUGCCCCAGUUACUGUGGGGACCGUCAGAGCAGCCUUAGCGCUGUGCAGAGCCCGGGUCUACCUCUCAGCCCUAUUUCGGGUUGGUCCUGGUGGAGCUACGCAGGGUUGUGGCAGCACUGCCUCAAAAUAUGACCACAGAUUCCAAUUCCCAUGAGUUUCCAUGGGAAUUCAUGAUGUGGGCAGCUAUUGUUGGAGUUUUUGCUGUUCCCAUUUUUUUGUGGAGAAGUUGGAGAUCGGUUAGGAGUCGGCUUUAUGCGAGGAGAGAGAAAAAGCUUGCCGGUGCGCUUUCUGAACUAAUUGACAAAAAAUGUAAACUACUUGAAAACCUUACCCUCUUAAAAAAAGAGCAUGAAGGCUGUGAAGUAGAGUCAUCUUUAAAGGAGGCCAGCUUUGAGGACGAGGCAGCAGAGGCACGAAGUUUGGAGGCAACAUGUGAAAAGCGGAGCAGGUCCAAUGAUGAACUUGAGAAUGAGAUACUUGGUCUCAAAAAAGAGUUAAAAGAACAGAAAUCAAAACAUUCUGAACAAAAGCAACUGAUGGCGGAUAUUUCAAAAACGAUACAGUCUCUAGAAUAUAAGUCAAAAUCCCUCAAAUCACAAGUAGCUGAAGCCAAAAUCAUCUUCAAGAUAUCUCAAAUGAAUGAAGAACGACUGAAGAUAGCGAUAAAAGAUGCCUUGAAUGAAAAUUCUCAACUUCAGGAAAGCCAGAAACAGCUUUUGCAAGAAGCUGAAGUAUGGAAAGAACAAGUGAGUGAACUUAAUAAACAAAAAAUAACAUUGGAAGACUCCGGAGCACACGCAGAGCAAGUUCUAAACGAUAAAGACAAUCACAUGGAGACUCUGACGGAACGCUGGCUGAAGAUGAAAGACUGGGCUGCUGUGCUUGGAGAAGACAUAAUGGAAGAUGAGAACUGGAAAUUACCAAUGAACAGUGAAUCAGAAGAUGGUGCUAACUCAGAUCAUCCUCCAGAAGGAGCUUCGAAGAAACUGAUUCAUGCUGCUAAGUUAAAUGCUUCUUUGAAAAUCUUGGAAGGAGAAAGAAACCAAAUUGAUUUUCAGUUAUCUGAAGUUGAAAAAACAAAGGAAGAGCUUACACAGUGUACUAAAAAUCUUCAGACUCAACAAGCAUCUUUGCAGUCAGAAAACACACAUUUAGAAAGUGAGAAUCAGAAGCUUCAACAGAAACUUAAAAUAAUGACUCAGUUCUAUCAAGAAAAUGAAAUGAGACUCUAUAGGAAAUUAACACUACAGGAGAACAGCCAGUUAGAGAAAGAAGAGAAACUUUCUAAAGUAGACAAAAAGAUCGUUCAUCCCACCGAGGAGCUGGAGACCUACAGAAAGCGAGCCAAAGAUCUCGAAGAAGAACUCAAGAGAACUAUUGAUCACUAUCAACGGUGGACCAUUGCCUAUGAGGAAAAAGCACAUCGUGAUCAGUUGGCAGCUUGGACUGCUGAGGGAAACCUCAAUGAUUUAAGGAAAGAAAAUGCCCAUAGCAGACAAAAAUUAACUGAAAUAGAGUUUAAAUUUAAACUCUUAGGAAAAGAUCCUGAUGCAUUUGAUGUUCCAAAUAGGGCAUUUGGCAGAGAACAUUCCCCAUACAGUCCCUUACCAAUGGGUGAACCUUCAUGUGAAACGAGAGCUUUUCUCUGUCCUCCAACUCCGUUGGAGGGUCCACUCAGACUCUCAGCUUUGCUUCCUGGGGGGAAAGGAAGAGGCUCAAGAGGCCCAGGGAAUCCUCUGAAUCAUCAGAGUACCAAUGAAAGAGGAGAAUCAACCUGUGGUGGGUUACCGGAUCCUCACAGGGCUCCUUCUGACACUGGGUUCCUGUCACCUCGGUGGGAACAGGACCGUAGGAUGAUGUUUCCUCCACCAGGACACCAGGUCUACUGUGGUUGUUGACAAAUGGGAAAGUAACUUUAUGCUUAAAUAAAUUGUAGUUGGUUUAAAAAAUAUAUACAUAUAUGUUUUAUUAUUAUUCAGGUUUGGAGAGACCAAGAGGUCAAGAAUCUAUUGCCACUGAAAAGACUGACUCACAGAUCCCAAGAGAAGGAAAAGUACUAUGCCAUGCAGGAGCACAUAGGGAGGCACUGUGGUCACUGAGAAGGCAGGAGUGAUGGGAAAAGAUGCACAAGAGCCUUUAUUGUGGUUUCCAUGGGAAGGAAUGAGUGAGGCAAGAUGAACCGGGUUAAGGUUAGCCACUAUAGUGUGAGUAAUUUCCGCAGGCUCUGGCAUAGGGGCUGUCCCUAGUUGUCUGGUACCUGGCCCUGGGGUGAUUAGAGCAGAGGAAUAGUGGCCUAGACCAUGUAAGUUCUGAGGAAAGCUGAUGAAGUGGGUAGCUGGGGACAUCAACUCUGG
Callithrix jacchus (white-tufted-ear marmoset) is the source of this 2392-nucleotide messenger RNA. Its product is annotated as melanoma inhibitory activity protein 2-like. NCBI's taxonomy places the organism in Eukaryota, Metazoa, Chordata, Mammalia, Primates, Cebidae. Gene Ontology annotation, cellular component: endoplasmic reticulum membrane; endoplasmic reticulum exit site. The record is from RefSeq and is a predicted model, not a curated record. Gene Ontology annotation, biological process: vesicle cargo loading; endoplasmic reticulum to Golgi vesicle-mediated transport; protein secretion.